Camelina sativa (false flax) is the source of this 1364-nucleotide messenger RNA. RefSeq names its product protein TIC 22-like, chloroplastic. Gene Ontology annotation, biological process: protein transport. Gene Ontology annotation, cellular component: chloroplast. NCBI's taxonomy places the organism in Eukaryota, Viridiplantae, Streptophyta, Magnoliopsida, Brassicales, Brassicaceae. The record is from RefSeq and is a predicted model, not a curated record.
UUCUUCAAGCAAGAAGAGAUCAAAUCUUUUUCAGUGUCGUCGUCCUCACAGAACAUCACUACUCUCUGUGGUUUUCUCAGUAUCAAAGCAUCAUUCAUUUUCCCGAGAAAAGUAAUAAUGAAUUCGAACAUUCCCUCACAAUCGAAACAUCAGAACCAGCUUAAUAAUAUGCAACAAUCUUUCUCCAAUCUCCAAUCCCAAUGCUCCAGUUUACUCCACAACGUUUCGCAAAAGCUUAACCCAAAUAUCUUCUCUGCUCUCAACUCGUUCCGAGAUCAAGCUAAGCAAGCUUUAGAUUCCGGAAUCUCUCGCUUCAAUCCCGUUUCUCGCUCUGGUAACGCUCCCCUCUGGGCGAGAAUUUCUGAGGGCGACGGCGGCGGUGGUGGGGCGAGGACUCAGGUGACGGCUCCGGUUCGCGGUAGUAGCGGGAAAGGGUUAUCAGCUGAUGCUAUUGAGGAGAGAUUAGCGGGAGUUCCUGUUUACGCGUUGAGCAAUUCGAAUGAGGAGUUUGUUUUGGUUUCGGGUACUUCUACUGGGAAGUCUCUAGGUUUGUUGUUUUGUAAAGAGGAAGAUGCGGACACGCUUCUUAGACAGAUGAAGAGUAUGGAUCCUCGUAUGAGGACAGAAGGUUCUAAAGUUGUAGCUCUUGCUCUUAGCAAGGUGUUCCAGUUAAAAGUUAAUGGUGUGGCAUUUAGGUUGAUUCCUGAGUCUACUCAAGUGAAAAAUGCUCUCAAGGAAAGGAAAACAGCUGGUAUCGAUGAUGAUGACUUCCAUGGUGUUCCUGUUUUCCAGUCAAAGAGCUUGAUUUUACGAAGUGAAAACAUGAGUUAUCGCCCUGUUUUCUUCAGAAAGGAGGAUUUGGAAAAAUCCCUAGUACGAGCGUCCAGCCAACAGAACCGACUCAACCCUGCUCUGAAACCAGGCGAUAUUCAGGUUGCAGUAUUCGAAGAUAUUGUCAAGGAGAUGAAGGAAAGCACAAGUUCAAGCUGGGACGACAUUGUGUUUAUACCGCCUGGUUUUGAGGUUUCAACUGAACAAACCCAGGAGUAGAGGAAAUCCUUGGAGCGUCAACCCGAACCCAAUCCUUCUUCAUUUUCACAUUCCUAUCUCAUCACUCAACAACGUGGAUGAAGACAGAGAGUUAAGAGAUAGGGUUGAUGAUGUUCCCCUCCAUUAACAUUCUUCUCAAAAUUGUUGCUUCCUCUAUGUCGUCCUAUGAUUUCUAGCCUCCUUAUAAGUUUUUUCUAAUGACAUAUUUCGCUUUGAAUUCACUCUUAUAGUACUAGAACAAAGUAAGAGUAGCAGCUGGUACUAAUAUUUACUGUCAUGUUUACAUUUAUUUUUAAGACGAAAUUUUUAAUCCA